CUAGCUGCAAGUGCAAGCUGCAAAGAUGCUGCCCUAUAUCAACGCCCGUUCGUCCCUCCCACACCAAAAAAGUGUCCUCUCUCUACCUGCUCAUAUCUCGUUAUUGACUCUGCAACAACAGCUUUCGCCGCCGCUGGAGAGGUAAUCGGCGCAUCUGCUGAUGAGCUAAAACUCAUUACCUCGUUCCUCCUCUCGUACCCCCUCGCAGCUAUACUAAAGCGACUCCCGGACUCUCAACCCUGGAAGAAAAACGCCUUCAUCAUCGCCGUCUCGCUCUUCUACCUGGUCGGUCUCUUUGAUCUCUGGGAUGGCGUCCGCACCCUCCUCUACUGCUCCGCAGGAGCAUAUGCAAUCGCAUACUACGUCGACGGGUCCAUGAUGCCCUGGGUUGGCUUCACAUACCUUAUCGGAUACAUGUCCGUCAGUCAUAUAAUUAGGCAAAUCAUCAAUGACCCUACUUCCGUCGACGUCACCGGUGCUCAGAUGGUGCUGGUCAUGAAACUGAGUGCGUUCUGCUGGAACGUGCAUGACGGCCGACUGCCUGAUAGCCAACUUAGUGAGGCCCAGAAACACGCUGCCAUCAAGGAGUUCCCCAGCUUGCUUGAUUUUGCCGGAUACGUGCUGUUCUUCCCCUCGUUGUUUGCAGGCCCAGCGUUCGACUACGUCGAGUACCGACGGUGGAUUGAAACUAGUAUGUUCGACUUGCCUCCUGGUAUUGAUCCGUCCAAGGCACCUCCCACGCGGAAGAAGAGAAAGAUACCCAGGAGCGGCAGACCAGCUGCUUUGAAGGCUGCGAUGGGACUAGCGUUCAUCGGUGCUUUCAUUGUGUUUGCGCCCAUCUAUACUACCAACUUGCUGCUGAGCGACGAAUUCGCCGCCUACAGCUUCUUCAGGAAGAUUUGGGUGUUGUAUGUGUUUGGCUUCGCGGCAAGGUUGAAGUACUAUGGUGUUUGGUCCCUGACUGAAGGUGCUUGUAUCCUCUCUGGAAUGGGAUACAACGGCGUCGACCGCAAUACAGGACAGGUGUACUGGAAUAAGCUCGAGAACGUCAACGCCUACGGUCUAGAGACCGCCCAGAACCCCCAUGCGUUCCUCGCCAACUGGAACAAGAACACAAAUCACUGGCUGCGAAACUAUAUCUACCUCCGCGUCACUCCAAAGGGGAAGAAACCCGGCUUCCGUGCAAGCUUGGCUACCUUUGCUACCAGUGCUAUCUGGCAUGGCUUCUACCCAGGUUACUACCUGACCUUCAUUCUGGGCUCUUUUGUUCAAACAAGCGCCAAACAUUUCCGCCGUCAUGUUCGCCCCUUUUUCCUUACCCCUGACGGCACUGCUCCAACUGGUUUCAAGAUUUAUUAUGACAUCAUCAGCUGGCUCGCAACCCAGCUCACAAUGAGCUUCACCAUCGCUCCAUUCAUCCUUCUGGAUUUCACUGACUGCACCACCCUCUGGGGCCGCGUCUACUUUUACAUCAUAAUUGGCAUCGUCGCCACACUCACUUUCUUUAACAGCCCCGCAAAAGCCCAAUUAAUCCGCAAGCUAAACAAACGUAACAAGGUUGCUACUGGCAAGGAUGCAGAAGUACCUGGCAAACCAUCCGAUAGACAAGCCGCUAAUGAAGCUGCUGCUGUCAGAGCAAGGGAGAAGGCCCAGGCUGAUGCCAGGGAGGUGCAGGCCGGCCAAACACCAUACACCGAGCAACCCCUCGGCCUGCCCAAUGAUUUGGCGCAGGACGUUGAAGACGCCGUGAACGAGAUCAAGAAGGAGAUCGAAACCAGGAGACGACGUGGCAGUGUGGUCACGAUGCCUACUGGUGCAGAACUGCGGAACAUCCUUGAGCAGAAGCUAGGCAAGGCUCCCUUUUAA
Molecule: messenger RNA, 1866 nt
Organism: Trichophyton verrucosum HKI 0517
Lineage: Eukaryota; Fungi; Ascomycota; Eurotiomycetes; Onygenales; Arthrodermataceae
Exons: 3
Biological process (GO): glycerophospholipid biosynthetic process; lipid modification
Cellular component (GO): endoplasmic reticulum; membrane
Molecular function (GO): 1-acylglycerol-3-phosphate O-acyltransferase activity; 1-acylglycerophosphocholine O-acyltransferase activity
Source: RefSeq, a predicted model, not a curated record